Papaver somniferum (opium poppy) is the source of this 663-nucleotide messenger RNA. RefSeq names its product putative F-box protein At1g32420. Bases 1 to 663 code for a protein of 220 amino acids. The transcript has a single exon. NCBI's taxonomy places the organism in Eukaryota, Viridiplantae, Streptophyta, Magnoliopsida, Ranunculales, Papaveraceae. The record is from RefSeq and is a predicted model, not a curated record.
AUGGAGCAUCACCCCUUUGAAUCCGCGAAGUUAGUUGGUAUUUGGGGUUCUUGCAAUGGUUUGGUCUGCUUAGUGCAUCAUAACGAUGUUACAGAAUUCGUUAGUCUCUGGAAUCCAGCCACUAAAGAGUAUAAAAGGAUACCUGAUUCACCCUACUUAACAGUCAGCCGGCCAGGAUAUUUCUGUUACGAUGGCGAUUACAAGUUAGUUUAUGCUGUAACCCAUCUGGAUAGUUUUUCCGUGUAUGUCUACAAUUUAAGAUGGAAUUUAUGGAGAACCCAUCAGACUAAACCUUAUUCUUUUGAGAAUUUAGAUGGGGUGCUUGUUAAUGGUGCUCUUCAUUGGAUAGCUCGAACCGCCCGAGUAAUUGUUUCUUUUGAUAUUAGAGACGAGAGCUUCGAUGAAAUACCACUGUCAGGAGAAAUAUUGCCGGACCUGAAAUGGUCUUCACAGAACGGCGAGUAUCGAAUAUCCAGUGAAGGGACUGAUUUAGUUUUUUACUGUCCCAAGAAUUCAAGUACUAGAAGAAUAAAGCUAGGUAGUUUAGUGAUCAGAGGUGUAAAUAAUUACGUCGAGAGCCUAGUUUCACUCGACACCGGUACUUAUGUGGGGAAAAAGGAAGUGAUUCUAGGAACACGGAAAAGAUGCAUAUGGAGAAAAUAG